Messenger RNA from Camponotus floridanus (Florida carpenter ant), 2150 nucleotides. RefSeq lists its product as uncharacterized. The record is from RefSeq and is a predicted model, not a curated record. The coding region runs from base 454 to 1461 and encodes 335 amino acids. The transcript has 6 exons. Lineage: Eukaryota; Metazoa; Arthropoda; Insecta; Hymenoptera; Formicidae.
ACUCGGUUCAGCUGAGUUCAGUUGCGCCACUUGGUCGUGUGGUUUGCGUGCCGUCAUAAGCUUGCAAGAGUUUCGUGUGUGCACGAUUUCGAAAAAUUAUUUCUUCUUUUUUUCCUCAAGUUUCGGCUUGAUUAUCUUGUUUUUCUCUUUUUGUUUUUUCCUUUAUUCUGUCCCCUCCCUCUCUCUCUCUCUCUCUCUCUCUCUCUCUCUCUCUCUCUCUCUCUCUCUCUCUCUCUAUUUGUCUGCCUUUUUAUUGCUUGAUUCGCUAUUCUCGUUCGAGAAAUAUGUGAGGUGCACAUAUUCGAUAAGGAAAAGCCGUGCAACAAACUUUCGAUGUUUCGCACGAAAGUCUACAUUCACUACGAGACGAACUAUCCCGGAUUUACUUGUCCCGGAUUUAUUGAAGGGAGAGCUCAGUGAUCUACAGUGGUGACCUGGUUUUCAAGCUUCUGGAUGCCUAACGAGAAUUUGCCGGUGUGUGCCUGCGGUAUCGUCGUAGAUCUGCCGAAGUCACGGAGUAGCUCGAUCGUUCUGGAAAAACUGACUAUCCUCCUGCCCAAAUCAAAGAGCAAUAAACGAGAGGGUAAGGACUCGCGGAAACAACAAGAUGACAGGCGAGGAUUAAAAACCCGAACGUCGAGUGAGACCGGAAGCAGCAGCUUGGUAACAGAAGCCACGAAACCUACAAUGAAGAACAACAAGCAGCGACUCAAUCAUUCGCGAAGGACUCGAAGCGCCGAUAGUGCUGAAUCACAUCACACUUAUACCGAUUCAAGUUCGAGUGUCCUCAGUGAUAGAAUUCGAGAGAACACCGCCAUACCUGAAGUAUUAUAUACCGGCAUACCGGACACGAUGAACACAAAUACCGAAGAGAUCAGGACUAAUCGGUCGAAUAUGCAAAACAGAUCACAAGCUUUUUCUACUGCUAUUCCAUCUAUGACGUCACCACCACCGACGUACGAUGUCGCGAUUGCAAAAGCGCGACAGACCGGUUUACCACCGACCUACGAGGAAUAUUUGUAUCACAAAUAUGCGAUGAUAUCACGCUCACAUACUCCUCCACCACCGUGGUCAGACUCGACGACAACAUCAUCUUCGAUGUUGUCAUCCAAUCCAACUUCGAGUCUCCAGACGCAUCGCGACCUUUUGCUCAGUCAGCCCGAGCUUCGCGAGUAUUUAGCACAGCUGACGCUUGACUCGCACUAUCAACAUCAGCAUCAACAGCAUCAACAGCAGCAUCGGCAACAAUCCAGAGACGCUAUCUGUUCCGCCCUGAGAGAACAGCAGAUCAGAGCGCAUCAUCGCGCACGGGCAGUGCCUCCCAGAUCGCAAAGUGAAAGUCGAGUGCAGCAACAACGAAUAGCAGCAAUGUAUGAAGACGCUGCGUUUUGCAUGGAAACUACAGUAUUGCAGUCGGCCUUUGAUUCUGGCCAAGGAUUCGGUCUUUGUAGCUUAAUGUAAAAAUACGACAAUUUUUGUCACAGUAAAAAAUAUUAUGAGCAAGUUAAUAUCAUCAAUUAAUAAUCCUUGCAGAAAUAUUUGUUUGAAAAUGAGAAUCUAUUCCGCCAAGCAGAGAAAACAUUUGCGAAAAAAUUCAAUCAUAAAUGAUACAUCAAACUUCCUCUCAUGGAUGCAACGACACAUAGCAUUGCGAUAAAUAACUACUCUUUUACUUUACUCUUUAAUUAGCUGUUAUCUAAUAAAAAUACUCUAAUAAAAAUUAUUUCAACUGUACUUUUUGCGUUAAUUUGUAAAUAAAACACUUGGUAAUUAUGAGAAACCCGUUAAAGAAAUUAUUUUUAUCUUGCGCAUAUCAUACUCUGCUGUUUCGUCUUUAGCACAAAUAAUUUAUAAAUGUAAACAAAUGCUGUGUGGGCAUAAUAACGUGGUCCUAACAACAUACAAAGCAGAAAGUAGUAUGUAAAAUUGAUGUUAACUUAAGAUGUUGUAUAGUAUAGAGCGAUGUAUGUAUGUAUGCGUUAAGACAGGCAAGAGAGAAAAGUGUUAUAUAAAAAUCAUCUUAAAUAUAAUAACACAUAAACAUAAUAAAGCGAGGAAAUUAUAAUUUUAAUCUAAUAUAAAACAAAUAUGUAUGUAAUAAGUUCAAGUUAAAUAUAUUACGAAAAUGAAUUCUAUGUAUUAUAAGCAAA